This is a messenger RNA of Vespa crabro (European hornet), 861 nucleotides long. RefSeq names its product general transcription factor II-I repeat domain-containing protein 2B-like. The transcript has 3 exons. Bases 1 to 861 code for a protein of 286 amino acids. The record is from RefSeq and is a predicted model, not a curated record. NCBI's taxonomy places the organism in Eukaryota, Metazoa, Arthropoda, Insecta, Hymenoptera, Vespidae.
AUGCAUCAAGAAGCAUUAUGCGAAGAGGUAUUAAUGUUGAGCUCUACUAUGAAGAUUAUAAUUAAAGUUAUAAAUUUAAUUAGAGAUGGGAAUGGGUCACUUUUGCAUAAAAAAAAAUUUCAAGCAUUUUUACAAGAUGAAAAUUUAUGUUUGUAUAAUGAUGUACGUUGGUUAAAAUUUUUACAAAAUGAAUCAAACACUAGUAUCAAAGAUAUACAGGAGAAUUUUAAGAAAAUCAAAUUUUUAAGUGAACUGGCAUUUUUAACAGAUAUUACAUGUCAUCUAAAUCAUUUAGAUUUGCAAUUGCAAAAACAAAAUAAUACCAUUUCUGAUUUGACUGGUUAUGUUAAUGGAUUCCAGAAUAAACUUAAAUUAUUUAUUAUUGAAUUGGAAGCAAAUGAGUUACAUCAUUUUCCAUCCUGCGAAGAAAUUGCUAAGUGUCAAUCAAAUGUAAACUUUUUGAUAUUUCGACCACAGCUAUUAAAGAUUCAAGAACAAUUUCACAGAUGUUUCAAAGAUUUCAACUUAUUGAAGAAUGACCUGCAAAUUUUUAAUAAUCCAAGAGGAUGUAUAAUGAAAGAACAAGAAAUUCCAUAUAGAUUAGAACUUUGUAAUUUACAAGCUGAUCCAUUUUUGCUUAGUAGAAACAAAUAUGAUUUAGGUUUGAAAAUAUGUUCUAUGUUUGGAUCAACGUAUAAAUGCGAAAAUGGUCUUUCUAUUAUGAAAUAUAUCAAAUCAAAAUAUCGUGCUAUGCUAACAGAAGAAUCUUUAUGUUCUUUGCUAAGACUAGCAACGAGUAUCAUUUCUAUUGAUAUACCGUCACUAGUUAAUGAAAUGACCCAUCCACAAUUUUCACACUAA